Molecule: messenger RNA, 3292 nt
Organism: Aphanomyces astaci
Lineage: Eukaryota; Oomycota; Saprolegniomycetes; Saprolegniales; Verrucalvaceae
Exons: 1
Coding region: 2349-3218 (289 amino acids)
Source: RefSeq, a predicted model, not a curated record
UAUGAAACACUCUCACUUGAUAGAUCUAUUAAUAUAUAUAUAUAUAUGUGCAUCCUAUCUGCAUGUUUUGAUCUGUCUACUUCUACAGUGUACUACUGAAUCCACGGUGCCACCACUCCAUCGUGGGGGACUGGGGACGACGACGACGAUGUUGCAGGGUGAUCGAUAAAUAUGCCCCCAUGUUCGUCGCCCAUCUGGUCCAAGUUGGCCGCGUACGUGCUCGCAACCUCCAAGUCUGACUUGAGUUGCUCCAUCCCGUUCGCGAGCAGCUCCCACAGGUUGGGCGUGUUAGGGUUAAGCACCAGCGCCAUGUCAUCCGCGGGAAGCUUGACAUACUGCGCCAAAUCCCUCGCCAGGCGGUGCGCGCGCGCACUCAGCACGUUGUUCUGAACUUGGAGCUCCGAGAUUUGGCCAUUCAGGCUCGAGAUCUCUUCGAGCAGGUCUUCCGUCUCGGUUUCAAACUUGUUGUUGUGCGCAUGCAUUUGCUCCUGCAGUUCCCGGAUGUGGUCUUCCAGGUUCUGGCUCGCCAUCUCGGCCGACGCGUGUACGUUUCCCACCAUCGCCUGAGACUGCGCCACGUCACGGCGAAGUUGCUCGGUCGUUUGUUCGAACUCGUCGGUUCGCGCCGCCAACUGCAAAGUCAACGCCGCCACCUGCGCGUCCUUGUCUUUUACGUGGCGAGUCGCCGUCAUGAUCUCUUGCAAAAGGGAAUCGUGCGCCGCUUUCAGCUCGACAACCGCGCUUCGUUCACAUGCUAAAGACGCCUCCAGCGCCUGCUUCUCCGCCGCCCAUUGCGCCGCCGUCGCAUGUUCGUGAUGGACAGACGUUUCCAGCUGAGAAACGCGAUCCUGCGAUGCCGUCAGCGCCGCGUCCAGCUCUUGGCGCUGGGCCAGUGCCCGUUCCAAGUCAUCUUUCCACUCUUUUUCGACCGCGCGUCGAGCGUCCGCUGCGUGGCGGGCCGCCUCCGCCGCCCCCUGCUUGGCCUGCUGCAGCUCCGCCUUGACCAUAUCCAAAUGUCCCUUGGUCUCGUUCAAGUUUUGUGUGACGAGGUUCAGAUCCGACUGCUUUUGCGCCACCUGGAGGUCCAGGUCAUCUCCCCGUCGACGUUCCCCCUCUAGCUGCGCGAGCGCCUCGUCCUUGGCCACUUUUGCGGCCUCCAACUCGUUCGCGAGCAUCUGGCUUCCCUGGUCGGCGGCUACUUCCACUGUACGGAGUUGCUCUUGCGCCGACGCCAACUCGGCCAGCAACGCGUCGGCCUUCUCCUCCCACUCCAACCCCGUGGCUUCGCACUCUGUCGCAAAUUCUUGUGAAUUCGCCACUUGCUGACGCAAUGCCUCCACCUCCGCCUUGCGUUGCUCGUCCAAACGACCCAAAUCCGCUGCAUGUCGCGUAUUGAGCUCUGCAAUUGAACCCUCCAAGUCGGCGAUCCUGCCUUCUAAGCUUGCCACGUGCCGUUCCUCGGCCUGCGAUUGGCUGAGACGCUGCGCCAGCUUUUCGAUCUCUUCCGCCGACGCUUGCGCGGCGGACACCCACGACUUCCUCUCCAUUUCCAAGGCCGACAGGGCGGCUCGUUCCGCGUUCGCGUGCAAGUUGGUCAGGUUUUCGUUCUCAUGGCGCAGCAACUCGACUUGAGCCGUGGCGUCGGCCGCCGCUUGUUCCCACGUGGCCACAUCGCCUUGCAACGCUGUCACAGACUGGCGCAGCUGCUCCACGUCGACCCGCGAAGCUUCCGCACGGGCGUGAAACUGCUCCCGUUCUAGAGAAAUUUCUGCCUGCAGUUGAGCAAUUUCUGCCUGCAACUGACCAACUUGGGCCGCUGCCGCCGCGUUGAUUUGGGCGUCGUCCACCGCUCGCUUCAACACGUCGACUUGGUCGGCCAACGCCUUGUUGGCUUCUUCUCGAUCCGCAGCAACUUGCUUAGCUACAUGCCACUCUUCCAGCAACGCAUCGUACUUUGUGGUCCAGUCCCGGUCCACAGCUUGAACUUCCGCCGUCAAGAGCGUCAUGCGGCCGUGCAUCGUCUCCAGCUCAGCGCGCAACGUGUCCUCAUUCGAUGUCGCAGUUGCAAUGACCUGUUCAAACCCAUAAAUCGACUGUCGGAGGUCGGCAAUCUCGUGCGAUUUGGCCUCGAUCGCCGCCUCUGCCGACAGUUUCUGGGCGGCCAAGUCAGCUUCGACCACAACCAGCUGCUGCUUGAACGCUUUCGUAGCAACUUCGGCAGCAACGCGGUCGCGCUCCAAGUCGGCCAUGAACGUGCGUUUGGCCCGCUCGAUGGUGUCGACGUGGUUGGUUAGCUCGAGAUUCAACUGCAAUGCGUCCGACAGCUCCUUCUGCACCGCCUUCACUUGAUGGGUGAGCGACCGCAGCGCGUCUUCCUUCCAUUGGGAUUGCGCUUCCACGGCGGCCUUGGUCACCAGCUCGGCUUGAAACUGCUCCAAUUUGAGCUCGAUCGAUGCCGCUUUGGCUUUCUCCGCAUCCACUUGGCCUUCGUACAAGGCACACGCAGCACGCAACGUGUCUUCGAGCUGCUUCUGGCGAUCCAAUUCGCCUUGGAAGUGCUGUUCCAUUGCGUAGAUGCGGUCGGCCGUCGCCUUUCCUUCGAUGUCGCGGCGGGCGGCUUCGGCUUGCAAGGACGCGAUGGUCCCCCGAAGGUCCUCCUCGAUGGAAUGGAAAGUUUGCGAAUCCUGCUGCCGCCCUUGAGCAUGCAGUUCGCAUUCAGAUUCCAAACGAGCGACGUGCGCGGCUUGUCUCUCCAAGCUGAGACUCAGCCGCUCCAAGUCUUCCGCGCUCGAGACCUUGAGCUGCUCCAACUUGUGGUCCAUGUUCUCCUUCUCCAAAGAGCCUGCACGAAGCGCGUCGGUGAGUCGUGCGAUGUCAUCCUCAUGCGUGCGAAGCAAGGUGUCCUUCGCCUCUGCGUCCUUCUCCAACGUCACCUUGACCUCCUUGAGCGCUUCGUUCAUGGCUGUGAGAUCGUCGAUGCGCUCCCGCAGCUGCGCGUCGCUGCUGUACUCCAACUCGUACUUGAGUUGCUCGUUGGACACUUGCAGACUUCGCGCUUGCUUCUCCCAUUGCUUUUUGGAGUAUUCAGCUUCGCCAAGUCGUUCCAUGAGGUUGGUCAACCUCCCGAGCAGCAUUUGCAUGGCAUCCGGCUCUUCUCCCGCUCCAUACACCUUGUCUUGCUGAUCAUCAUCUCCCUCUGGCCGAGGGGUCUCGUCUGAACCAAAGAGCGCGCUCCACAUGAUGAUGCGAUUUGCUGCUGCGUCACUCACUCCCGUCCAGAGGGGCAAUAAGU